CUAAGGCCACCCUGACCCUGCAGCAUCGGCAGGUCGGGCGCUCCAUCGCACUCGGGUGAGGGUUCGGGCGGCCGAGAUGGGGAAUUUCCUCGACACGCCCAUCACGGAUAAGGAGACCGACGUCGGCGAGGAUCUGCAGGGAGCUGGCCUCUCGUACGGAGUCUCUGCGAUGCAGGGCUGGAGGGCGCAGAUGGAGGACGACCACCUCCACAAACUGGGCCUGCCCGACGCGCCAGACGUCUCAUUAUUCGGCGUCUACGACGGGCACGGCGGCGACUUUGUCGCGCACUACGUUGCGCGCAAGUUCCCGGAGCACCUCUCUCGCGCCGGCACGCUGCGAGGCUCCGACGCCGACUUCGCCACGACGGCGACCAAGGCGUUCGAGACCGCGCUGAUGUCGAUCGACGCGGAGCUCCUGCAGCAGCCAGAGGUCGAGUCGGGCCAGGACCAGUCCGGAUCCACAUCGGUCAUGACGCUCAUCUCGCCAAAGCACAUCGUCUGCGCGAACACGGGCGAGGUGCGCAGCCUUCUUGUCGACGGGCGGCCUGCGGAGCGGAGCUCGAGCGCGUCCGCGGCCAGCGCUCAGGCCGAGCAGCAGCAGCGCGAGACGGCCACGCCGCCGGCGGAGAAGAGGCCGUGGGAUUUGGGGGCCGUCUGCGAGGAGCUCAUCGAUCAUUGCUUGCAUCUGGGCUCGCGCGACAACAUGAGCGUGCUCAUUGUCCUGAUGGACCAAAAACUCAAACCGAAGCCCGACCCAGCGUGACGGCCUCGGACGGUCGCUGGGUGGGCAUGAGGUGAUGUAUGAUUCCACGCAUGGUGGUGUCCUUACCUGCAGACACCAAACUGCGGCGGCGGCGGCGGCGGGCGGCAGCGCGCGGCGCAGUGGAGGCUGCACUCCUCGCACUCUCCGUCCCCUGGGGGAGGCCUCGCACGCGCGCGCCCCUCCCCUGCUUACUCCGCGCUUUGCGCCCGCCCUCAGUAGCAUGGGCACGUGGGACACGGAGACUGUCACGCAUCACGUCGGGAGACACACUCACGGAGUUGUCAUUGUGCACCAGGCCCCAGGGUAGUAGUAGAGCUCUUUAACGUUGCUACUAUCAACUCUCAUUUGUCUCCGCGGUUAAGUUUUGUCCGUUUACACGGU
This is a messenger RNA of Emiliania huxleyi CCMP1516, 1144 nucleotides long. RefSeq lists its product as hypothetical. Bases 77 to 763 code for a protein of 228 amino acids. The transcript is spliced from 4 exons. Lineage: Eukaryota; Haptophyta; Isochrysidales; Noelaerhabdaceae. Gene Ontology annotation, biological process: protein dephosphorylation. Gene Ontology annotation, molecular function: protein serine/threonine phosphatase activity; cation binding. The record is from RefSeq and is a predicted model, not a curated record.